Messenger RNA from Diospyros lotus (date-plum), 1261 nucleotides. RefSeq names its product fasciclin-like arabinogalactan protein 21. Lineage: Eukaryota; Viridiplantae; Streptophyta; Magnoliopsida; Ericales; Ebenaceae. The transcript has a single exon. The record is from RefSeq and is a predicted model, not a curated record. The coding region runs from base 62 to 1228 and encodes 388 amino acids.
ACAGCCAUUCCCAUUCACACACUCUCGCUCUCUCCCUCCACCAAGCCAAAUCCCAGCUUCAAUGGCUACUCCACUGAAGCUGUUCAUCGUUGCCGCCUUUUUUCUAUCAAUAAACGGCAACACCGUCGCUACCAAAGGAGCCCCCACCACUCCGCCGCCAGAGUUUCGAGAUCAUGACAUUAAUCCAUUACACCACUUUGGCCCCGUCCUUGCCGAUCUCGGCUUCCACGGAUUCUCCUCCGCGUCGCCGGCUCUUCGCAACACCAGCGCAUGGAGAGGUCCGGUCACCGUCUUCGCCCCAGCCGACUCCUCUCUCCUUACCUGCCCUACCUGCUCUGUUCCUCUCCUCCUCCACGAGCACACCGUUCCCGGCCUCUUCCCGAUCCACUACCUACGUACGUUGGCGUACGGCACCAAGAUCGAAACCCUAGCGGAGGGAAAAUGCAUCACCAUCACGUUCUCCAACGACUCCGAAGAGGCCGUAUUCGUCGGCGGAGUGAAGAUCACCAGUCCCGACCUCUACAACGACGGCUUCAUUGCCGUUCAUGGCCUCAAAGGCUUCAUCGCCCACCUUUCGCCGUAUUCUUGUCACGUGGAACGAAUGACUUCUCUCUCGUUUCCUCAUCUGCCGGCUAUGGCGCCGUUCUUACUCAUGCGCCUGAUGCUAAAAGACGCCAUGCUUCGAUUGAGCAUCAGCGGUUACGGCGUCGUCUCUCUCGCUUUGAAAUUGAAGUCAGCCGAGCUCUUGGAACUCCAUGCCAUGACGGUGUUCGCUGUGGAUGACGUCGCGAUCUUCUCCGGCGCCGGACAUGAAUAUCUCCCUAAUUUCCGUUUCCACGUUGUGCCGAACAGGCUGUUGAUGGCCGCUGAUUUGGAGAAGUUGCCGGCGGGGACUUUGCUUCCGACAAUGGCGUUAGGGCAGAAGCUGGUGAUGACCACUGCCGGAGGCAACGGUUUCUCGUUUCCACCUAUCAGUGUCGAUCACGUGAGGAUCAAGAGCCCGGAUUUGCUGUACAACCUCAAGAUCGUGGUUCAUGGACUGUCAGUGCCGUUUCCGCACACUCAUCAUCACUCGUUCGCCAGCCGAGAUGAGGGGCGCCAGAAUGGACAUCACGGAUGGGUAGCCGCAAGAUCCAAGGCCACCGGAAGAUCCAACCACCAUGAGAUGAGGGCUCCCACUCCAGCGAUAGAACCGAUGAUAGAGAUUGACGAUCGCCAUGGCCUGUGAUAGUUGAUUCACAUUGCUAUUUUUCACCUAAAG